Oryzias melastigma (Indian medaka) is the source of this 5174-nucleotide messenger RNA. RefSeq lists its product as uncharacterized. NCBI's taxonomy places the organism in Eukaryota, Metazoa, Chordata, Actinopteri, Beloniformes, Adrianichthyidae. The transcript is spliced from 8 exons. The coding region runs from base 1076 to 2728 and encodes 550 amino acids. The record is from RefSeq and is a predicted model, not a curated record.
UGUGUGGCAGCUUUACCUGCAGUAGAAGUUUUAUUGCCAUAAAAUAGUUAAUGAGGGUUGGAUUGAUUCAGAUGGAGCACUACUGAAGGCCUAGGUGUGAAAUGCACGGCCCGUCACUGUAUUCUAUAAAUAUAACACCUAUAGAAUAUUUACAUUUAAAGUAAUGUAUACAACGCAAAACACAUAAGUAAAAGGUAGUUAGAGGAUUCUGGUACAACCUCUGUAAAAGUUUUGAUUUUUUGUGUUUUAUUUUCAUUUUAGGAUGUUUGUUGCACCACCUCUAUUUGAACAGUAGAUGGCGCCAAAAACAAACUCUCAAGAUUGUCUUCUAAGUUCUCGACUUUCUAAAGUUUUCUUUUAUCAGUUUUUAACUUUUUCCUUCUUUAUACUCUUAUUUCAUUAUAUUAAUUCAGAAGCUUCCAUUAUGCUUUUAUUUUGAAAAGAAUGGAAUAAAAUGAUUUAUUGCAGUCAUUUUCACAUGUACAACGACAUUUAUUUUUUCUGACAUUAAAGUCAACAAUUUCUUCUUGUUUUUUUUAUUUAAUUUUUUUAUUUCAUUUUUCAAAGUUAAUUUCCUGCCUAUCUUUAAAAAAAAUCGUAACUAUUUAUCUCGUCAUUCUUCCUCGUUUAUUCUGUCCAUCCUCCUGGACUUGUCAGCACCUGACCGUGCGUGCGCGCGCGCGAUGCAGAUAAAAGGAGCUGCAGCCUGAACCGGAGCAUCAGCAGCUCCGCUUCUCUGAGCUGCAGAGGAUCUGCAGGACAAACAAGAACAUUUUGUUUCAAAAAGUUUUUAAUAAAUAUUUUUCCAUAAACAUCCGGAUCACAGGAGCGGAGGCGUUUUUCUGGACUCCUGCAUCCUCCCAGGAAAAAGGAUUGGUGAGGAUGAGUUAAAAGAAACUAAAGUGAUUUAAUCUAAAAACAAAUUCUGCGAGGAAAAGAUAAUAAACUGAGGAGCGGAUGCACUUUAUUGACACAAAUCUGCUGAUAAAGUUGUGAAAUGGUGACAGAGGAGCAGCAGGAGUAGAAGAAGAACCGACUCCUCCGAUCUGCGGCUGAAUCCACAGCAGCGUCCGGCAUGCGCCUCCUCGCGCUCCUCGGCGCCGUCCUCCUCGCGCGCUCGGCACGCGGCGCGGCCUCCGCGCGCCUGGAGCGCUGGGUGCGCGCGGGUCUGCAGUCGCUGCAGUGGGAGCAGUUGGAUCGCUGCCUCCGCCGCUCGUCCGCGUCCGAGGCGGAGUGCCGGCGGCUCGCCUACCUGCCGCCGUCCUCCGUGGCCGUGUACGCGUCGGAGCCGCGCGCCGCGGCAGGUCCUUCUGACAGAGUUCUGGCCGUCCUGCCGGACUCCUCUGGGAUGCUGGGCUCGGAGCUGCAGUCGGGCCUCGGCGCCGGACGAACGCUGAACCGCCGGGAGGGUCUGCCCCGGUACCAGAGACCCCCACACGCCUCUGCGGCUCACGACGCCGUCCUGGUGCUGGACCCCAGCCCAGAGGAGAACUUUGGGCAUCCUUUGAUUCUUUUCUACGUGGAUGUGAAUGUGACGAAGAAGAGAUGCUCCCACAUGGAUGGGAUUUACCUCGGUGUGGAGUGUUUGACGCUGGCUCUGAAGGGCCGCUGUCAGAACCAGCUGAAGCGCCGGCAGACCGGACCAGAGAGGUUUCUAGGUAACGGCCGUCUGACGGGCGGGGGGCGUGGCGGCCCAAGCGGCAGCCGUCUGCUGGAGCAGGCCAUCGGGGGGGUUUGUGAGGUCCACUUCCUGCCCCUGGUGGCUGCCGUUGGAGACAACAACCGCACUCAGAGGCUGCGGUGUGUCGAACACGCAGAGUUCGCCAGGUGUCCUCAGCUGCUGCCCGUGACUUCCUCCAGUCCUCCGGUUUCCAGCUGCGAGUUGAACAAAAACACCCGACGAUGUCACCAGCAGCCGCUCGCCACUCACCUGUCCUGCCGCCUCUACCAGACCUGCGAUCACGCAGUUCUGCUCUCAGGGGGCUGGCAGCAGCAGUUCACGUUCCAGCAGCACGCUCAGAAUCUUCUGGAGUUCUACAGGAUGCUGCGGAACAACGGCUUCCAUAAAGAUCACAUCAAGACAUUCUUUGCGGGCAGCGGUCAACUUCCUGAGGACGUAGAGGGCGUGUACUCAGCAACGGAGAAGGCCGUCAUCCGUAACCACGUGUCGUACAUCUGCAGGAAGCAGCAUUGUGCUGACACGCUGGUUCUGUACCUGAACUCGCCAACACGCAAUGAUGGCGCCAUGCUACUCUGGGACGCCAAUCUGAAUGGCAUUGCUGAUCUGAAGGAGCGAUACUCGGUUAACGAGCUGCUAACGGACCUGGCUGGCUGCAAGGCCACUCGAGUUCUUCUUUUCGUGGAUCAAAGCUACAGCGGCGUCUUGUCCAAGAGACUCAGAGGCUCCCAGAAACACUUCAAUGUGGUUCUCAUCCAGAGUCCAGUCCGGCAGACGUACCCCUUCCAGACUCAGAGGCUGAACCAGGCCUGGGAUGAAAACAACUGGUCCUUCAUAAGUCCAACCACCUGCCUUCUGGAUCACCUCUCAAAGGGUGGGGGAACAUCUCACCUCUUUGAGCCAUGGACCGGCCUCCUGAAUGUGACUUUGGCAGGGGCGCCCUGCAACGCCACUCCCCCUUUGACGGACAGUGAGCUACGGCGGGAAUACCAGGGCUGCCAGAACCUACCAACUGCCCUCUGGCACCAGAAACCCCGAAGGAGCCACUGAACAACCAGCAAAGACUCUUAUUGCUGCUGAACCGACAAGGGAGGAAGUCAUAGACACUCGCGCACAUGCAUUUCCACUUCAAGAGUUCAGUCUCCAUGUGUGUUGAUGACAUAACACCGAUGUGAUGGCAGCUCGUCCCAGCAGAGCAUCCAGAGCACCGUGUGAUCUGAGUGUGUCUGGGAGUUCAGCUGGAGGACACUCCUGAAGGCGGGCCCUCGCUUCAGCUUAGCCGUGUGUGUUGGUGUGUUUAGACACGUCUCUUGGGCACUUUAACAUCUCAGAUCCAACCGUUCAUCUCUAUUUUUGUCUUCCCACCACUGUCCUCUCUUGAUCCCGUCUGUGUCUCCACUCCUUCACUGGCAUCUUUCUGUUGUUAAAUCAAACUGAUGUUGGUUUUGGCUUGUUGCAGUCAACUUUCAACCAUAAACCCAGUAAAGAAGCAACAAGAGCAACCACAGCUUACUCCCGUUGUUGGUCCCUUCAUCUCCUAUCCACUUUUUUAUUUUAAGAGGAGAAAAUGAAAAUGCCCAACAACAGAUCGAAGGUAUCAAACUAUUGAGUUAAAAUUUAAAAAUUUCACAUAAAUCAAUAAUAUUCCAACAUCCAAUAACUCCACCUGAUUGUAAAUAUGUAGGAAAUGCGGUCUGGUCAGCAUAUUCCCAAAAGAAUCCCUGGUCAGUUGACAUAUAUUAUCUGCAACAACAUUUCUGCUUGUUUUCCAGGUAAUCAGCCAGCUGGGAUAUUUGGAAAACAUGCUAAAGUUUCACCAUCAAUGCAUCUGGAAGAUAUUCUGACACAAUUUCCAAACCUCAGUCAGCUUCUCUCAAUGUGAAAGACCAGCAGCUUUACCUCCUUAAAGGAAAACAAAGCUACUCCGUGAUGGAACCUGAGUCCAAGUUUAUGUUCCCAAACAUAUUCCUCAUAGCUACAGAACAUAAGGGAGCAUAUGAAUGCAAAUCUGUAAGUGAAAGUUUUUCUUUCUGACUCAAAACUGGUAAUAAGUUUGAUCAACUAUGGACUCGUCCAUCUGAAAACUUUAUGUCCCAGCAUCCCUCACCCUCACUCUCUAAAUUUCCUCCACUCCACCACUUGAAGGAUGGAUUCUUUUCCAACCAAGAAGACAGAACGGCAUUCAGUCUCAUUUUCUGAGAGGCCAGUCUUUAUCUAAGCAGCUUAACACCUAACUACAAACCCAAAGCCAGGGAGGUCUGAUGAAGCCAUUGGGUCUGCAAGGUUAGCAAAAACCAGGAAGUGAUGAAAGAAGCCAACCCUCGUGAAGGGUUUACACAGCAGCGUCACGUCAUUAACUGCUCUGUUUUAAUCUGACACCUAAAGGUUACCUUUCCUCAAGUUUAGCUUCAGGGGUUAGUUCAGCUAAAAAGCUUACCCCAGAUCAGCAAUGUUUGGUCACAUGAUUUUAGAAGUCAAUACGAAAGGACGUUUCAGAGUCAGAAAAGUUAUGUAGUUGUCAAGUAUUAUUACCACUCCAUGUUGAGGGAAGGAAAUGUUUUAUUUUACAUUUAGUUCUUCAUUGAAUGUUUCAGCAAACUUUAUAUUAUGGGGCUUGAAAACAAACAACUUAAACUCAAACCUCUCGAAACUGAAAAAGUUCUUCACAUCCGAUUAAGUAAUUCCAACCCUAUCCUGGAGUUCUAUUGGAAGUGACACCAGUCCUUUGGCAAAAAAAAUAAUUGUGGAUGGACCUUAACUCACAAUUUAGAGUGUAUAAAACUGGAGAUUGGAAAGUUUUCCAGCUGGAAAAAUGGUUUUUAAAUGGUAAAAAUGAAAAGAAGCACAUUUUGGUUGAGUUGUGUUACACUUGGAUAUUUUAUUGUAACAUAUGCUGCCACUUCAUGUAUUAACUUUAGGUUAUCUAGUCAGGUUGCAAUCUGGUUAAGAUGGAAAAAAACACCUGAAACAUUAAGAUGUGUCAGAUAUUUAUGAGUAUUUUAGCUAAAAUUUUAGUUAAAACAAAUAAAUUUGAAAUAUUUUUCCAGACAGUCAGUGGUUUAUAAUGUCAAACUCCACGAAAAUUAUACAACUGAACCAAUUUGGUACAAGAUUUUGUCGACUUUUCACCACUUUGUUUUGUAAAAACCCAAUAAAGUGGACUUAAUGCUGAACUGUUGUUUAGAAAUUUAGACAUUUUUCCACUAAAAGAAGUUUUUCUGUGACAUGUUAACAUUAGAUAUAAGUGUGCCAAAUGACGUCUUGACACCUGUGAUCAGUAUUCUUCACAGUCAUAAACUCCGCCCACUUUCCCACCCUGCCCGGUGUUGUUCAGAUGUGUUGGAUUUCAUUAGAGGUUUGUUUACUCAGUAAUUUUCAAAUGUGUCACAGUUGAUGUAACAACCUGUAUGAAGUGAAACCUGUAAAUUAGCUGAAAUGUUCUGAGGUGCAUGCUGUCAAUCACUAAAUAUAUCCAAUAAAGUGCUUUUAGAAUCCA